AAUAGUUUGUAAAGUAAACAUUGAACAAAUCUAUAAAAAUUUUUACUUCACUAUUAACCCCUAUUUUCGAAAUGGAUUAAUUUUAUGUUCGAAAACUUUGAUCGAAAAUUAAAUUCGAUUUUAAAUUAUUAUUUAAUAAUUUAGUUCAAAAUUUUGCUUUUUAUAUUUUUUUAACCUAAAAGUUUAGUUUCAUAACCUAGAAAAAUGAAUUUUUCAUUAACGAAAUUGAUCCAAAAUGCUGGAAAAUUUAUGUACCCAAAAAUAUCGUCCACAAUGUUGUAUUCAACGUCGGCACCUGCAACGUCUGUUUCUCCAGCUCCCGUUUCAAUUCCAACAGUGGCUGCCCCCGAUAAAUUAUAUAGCACUAUUGAACUAGAAAUGCGAGGGCAUGACCCGGCAGUAUUAAAAAGUUAUGCAUGGUAUUUAGCACAAGCUGCCCAAUUAUUAAAUAUACCAGUGGGUAAAAAUUACGCUUUACGUAAGGCUGAUAAAGAUCGAUAUACAUUACUAAAAUCAGUACAUAUUUAUAAAAAGCAUCGUGUACAGUAUGAAAUUCGAACAUAUUUUCGAUUUUUACAUUUACAUCGAUUAACUGGUUCAACAGCGGAUACAUAUUUAGAAUACAUUGAACGAAAUUUACCAGAAGGUGUUAGUUUAAAAGUUACAAAGGUGGAGAUACAGCCAUUACCAGAACAUUUAGAAAUUGUAGAAAAAACGGUUUAAUAUUUUGUUUUUAAAUAGUUGUUUUCAGUUUUUGUUAGUCAAUUCACAUUAUAUUUAAAUAAACUUGAGAUUGUACAUACAUGCAUUGUAUAAGUUUUGGAAUUAAGAAAUUAUUUUGAAAUUAGGUGUAUUAAAUUGUAAUGGACUGGAUUUUCAUUUUUCUUGUAAUGUGACCGCAUUACUGCAAACCUGAAAAUGUCAGGGAAUUCAAAUGCUACUGUAAAAAUCAUGGAAGUUCUAAAAAAAUUUUUUUAAUUAUUUUUUUUAUAUGAAUUAUUUAAAAUAAUGGCGAAUGUGAAUGUGUUAUCUUAAUAGUCAUAUUAUAUAUUUAAUAUUACGA
Molecule: messenger RNA, 1063 nt
Organism: Chrysoperla carnea
Lineage: Eukaryota; Metazoa; Arthropoda; Insecta; Neuroptera; Chrysopidae
Gene: mRpS10
Product: 28S ribosomal protein S10, mitochondrial
Exons: 3
Coding region: 205-723 (172 amino acids)
Cellular component (GO): mitochondrion; mitochondrial small ribosomal subunit
Source: RefSeq, a predicted model, not a curated record